AUGUUCAUGAUGAUUCUCGCCUCUACGUUAGUAGCAGCAAGUGCUGUUUUCGUGACAGCGGCUGCGUCUCAAAAAGCUCCCGGAUCAUAUGUGCAGCGCUGUCCUAACAUCACCGGAACCAUCAAUGUUUCUCAGUAUCAGCAAUAUCCCGAAAACUUUGAUUUCGACCAGUACCGUUGUCGUCUUUACCUGGGCUCACUUUUUAACUCGACCGUAACCACCUACGAUCCGUACACAAAUGAGGUUAUACAUAUUGCCAAAUUUGAAAAUAUUACGCACAAUCAUCUUUAUCAUGUCGGGGGCGUUCGUGUCGAUCAGAAUUCUGGCCAGCUGGGCAUUACAAUCAACCCUGCCAACAUUUUCGAGACAAACGGAGCGGAUUGGUCCGGCUUGAACUGGUUUAUAAAGUAUGAUCCGAUCUUGCGCAAAGAACUCUUCCGAGUGAACCUCACAGAGGUGGGAGGAGGGAAAAUUAAUGGAGUUCAAGACUCGGAGGUUGAUCCUCGCGGCAACUACUAUGUUAUCGGAUCAUUUCCUUCUUCCAUCAUCCGAGUCGACACAUGUGGCAAUGCAAAACUUUGGUAUCUUAUAGAACCAUACAAUGCGACCGUUUACGGUGCGGCUGGUGCUGCGGCGAUUGGCGACAUUCUUAUCGUGAAUGAUGACACAUAUAACCGUCUCCUCCGCUUUAACAUGACGGAGGAACAGGGCAAACCAACGUUUGUUGAUGUUUCGCACAAUAUGACGCUUUACCAUAGCGACGCAAUUUAUCUUCCUCCCAAGUACGAAGGAAAGGUGCUUCUUGUGGCCGAAGACACUGAAGGCUUGCAGGUCUUCUUCUCGAAAGAUGCCCAGUGGUGGAGUGCCGAUUAUCUUGGAAUUAUCCCCAAUAGCCAGCUUGUUUACGGCAACAGUUUCACGUCAGCUGCUACUCAAAUUGGUGACAGUGUUUACGCCCUCGAGUCUUUCUUCUUCGAUGCCGCCAUUGUCCCAUGGAAUGCUGGCAACCGAUCGAUAUUCCCGGAACCUGAUGUGACUGACGCUCUGGCCGCACUUGUAGCCCCCUAUCUUUGA
This is a messenger RNA of Talaromyces stipitatus ATCC 10500, 1074 nucleotides long. RefSeq lists its product as uncharacterized. The record is from RefSeq and is a predicted model, not a curated record. The transcript has 2 exons. Bases 1 to 1074 code for a protein of 357 amino acids. Lineage: Eukaryota; Fungi; Ascomycota; Eurotiomycetes; Eurotiales; Trichocomaceae.